This is a messenger RNA of Linnemannia hyalina, 5751 nucleotides long. Lineage: Eukaryota; Fungi; Mortierellomycota; Mortierellomycetes; Mortierellales; Mortierellaceae. The record is from the annotation of a GenBank genome assembly.
AUGGAGAUCAACCCAGUGGUCACAUUCAAGCAUGACCGCACCGUCAUGCACGCAAAACGCCCCAAGGUCCUCAUUGUCGGCGCCGGUCUUGGUGGUCUCACCCUUGGCAUGAUCCUCCAAAAGACCAAUAUCCCCUUUGAGAUCAUUGAACGUGCCUCCGAGGUCAAGCCCCUCGGCUCGGGAAUCGCUAUCAAUUGUACGGUAACACCUGCGUUCAAGCAAUGCGGCAUAUACGAUGAACUCGUCUCCAUAAGCAAGGCAUUGGAUACCCUCAACAUCAGUAAUGAGGACCGAGGCAUCGAGUUUGUCAUCGCCGACAACGAGGACCCUACCAAGAGAUAUGGGUCGGGAAGUCGGUUAAUUACACGCCCGAAACUGUACGACCUCCUCUGGCGCCAAGUACCUCGGGAGCGAAUUCACAUGUCUAAAAAGGUGUUGUCCACUCACCAAGGAGGAAAUGGAGUUCUCGUCCGAUGCGCAGAUGGGUCCGAAUUUGAAGGCGAUAUCCUCGUAGGAGCUGAUGGGGCCUACAGCGCCGUCCGCCAGAACCUUUACAUCCAACUCAAGAAGGCCAAUCGACUCCCAGCAUCUGAUGCAUUGCCAUUACCCUUCAUGAAUGUGUGUCUCGUUGGACAGACACGACCGCUAACGCCGAAUGAGUUCCCGGAUCUGGAGAAGGUCAAAUGUCAAUUCUAUAACACCUUGUCCAGAGACACGCCCUAUGCUUGGAUGACACUGACGACAAAGGAGAACACGGUCUGUUUUGUAGUGAUCCAGUUCUUGACGUCGGAAACGAGCAGGGAUAAUGAUGCAUUUAGGAACUCGGAGUGGGGCUCGGAAGCUGCUCAGGCAAUGUGUGACGAGGUGCGCCAUUUCCCAAUCAUCAGCGGUGGUGGUGUUGGUGAGAAGAAGCUGACGUUGGGGAAUCUGUUUGAUGUGGCGCCCAAGGAGUACAUGUCCAAGGUUAUGUUGGAGGAGAAGGUCUUCAAGACUUGGCAUGAUUGUCGUGCCGUCCUCAUCGGCGAUGGUACGUCCUCAUCUUUGAACCCAUCGGGAGGAGCGGGAGCAACAAACGCGAUCCACGACGCAAUCGUCCUUGCAAACUACAUCCACGCCCUUCCCGACCACCCAAUCGCGGACGAGAUUGAAGGUGCAUUCAAGGCCUACCAGGAAGAACGCAUCGAAUGGGUUCAGUCUGCCUUCGAGACCAGUCAAACCUUCAGGAACAUGGUCGACAAGGGCGCAAAGGCGAGGAUAACGCGGUUCGUGAUGAAGAACCUACCAGGAUGGAUAUUCUCGAAAUUCGAGGAGCGGAUGCUCAGUAACCGACCGCAGAUUUAUUUUUUGCCCCUGGAUCUGACAGAACUGACCAUGAAGCCAGCGUACCAGCCUAGUCUCAAUCAAAACGACCUCCAGCAUCCUAACAUGAACAACUCUCCUAAGAACACUCCUCCGUCUGGUGGAGAGAUGACCCCUCGCGGUAAAUCAGUCUUCUCCAACAUCAAGACCGCUGCCAGGAAGGCCUUUCGUCCUUCUACCAAGGAGGAUUACUCUGUCACCAAUGCGGUCGCCGCUUUUCAUGUCGAUCAAACCAAGAUCUUAAAUCGCCUGGGCCGCUUUGCAAAGGAUGAGCCCGGCAUCGAGGAUCCACAGCACAACCAAGGACUGAUUGAUGGACAUCUCAAUUCUAGGGACGACGUUUCGGUAACUUCAGUAGCCGAUGCCGCUGCUCACCUUGCUAUUCAGGAAAUACCCGCCCAUUCGACCAGCUCCUCGACAAUUACUGUCACCAGCUCGAGCGGCGCUACACGAAUUGUCCACACUGAGGCCGCUUCCAUACUGCCUGCCACCCAACAACCCCAUCGGGCAACUACCCUCCAAAACGUCGCCAAACCAAUCUUCCGCAGUGAUCUGCCAAAUCUGGGAGGUCGCUUUCACUCAACACAUCAGCUUGCGUUUGCUCACCAGCUUCUGCCAAAGAAGUCGCUACCCUCUCCGCCCGUAUCAGGCCUUCUCAUUACUGCUGGAGACGAUGUUCUGGAGACGAUCUUUGAUAUGGCCGAAGAGGCAUGGAUCAAAGCUGUCGCGAAGGACUCUAUCGAGCAAGGUCGUGUUCGUUGGUUGACUGGUCAAGUGGUCUCCCAGUUUCUCAAGCCUCAUCACAAAGAUGCAGCAGCCGUCGCCGAGAUCGUUGUUCUGGGUGCAGUUCUUGACCGUAAUGACUAUCGCAGUGUCUUCUCCUCGCUUAUCGAUCAAGUGGAGCGAGAAAACCUGCUCUCUUCUAAUCUUCUUCAGGGACUCGUCCAACUCCUGCAGGAAGCACCGCCUGGCUACCUCAUUGACGAUGACCUUGUAAGGAUCUUGCGUGUACUCCGUCAGCGCCUCAAGGACACCUACAAGGCACUCGGCGACCAGGAGCAGGCAGCGUCGGAUCACAUUUACAUCCUGACCACCACUGUCUCGCGGGUACUCGACACUAUGAUGGAGGGCAACGUCAAGGGUCUCCACCGCACUGAGGACCAUCAGCCUCUUUUGGACAUUUUGGCCGAGUUGAAGGACAGCUCUGAUCCCUACCUCAUGUUCCAGGCUGCUUACGCCUGGCAGGCCCUCCAAUACAUUGGCGACGACGAAUCUCCUUUGCACGCGGUCUUGCGUUUUGGUAACGAGGUGGCCAAGGGUGCCUUAGGAGUCGCCAGCGUCUUCAAGUUUGACCCCGAGAACCUCUUCAACGGCCUUCAACAAUUGUUCCAGGCUGCUGAACAAGCGAUUGAUGUCGCCAAGACUGCGGUCGAGGGUGCGCAGGCUUUGCGAUCUGGCGGUGAAGGAUUGAUGGACAGUAUGUUGAAAGGUUUCCGGUCUGGAGCUAAGAGGGCAUGGUACCCAGCUCUCCAAGGAGCUCGCGUAUUCAUUCGAGAAGGACGGCUGGCUGAUUUCCAGCGUGUGGUCUAUGAGGCACCUUGUCGUAAGCAGCGUGCGUUCCAGGAGGGUGUUUGUCAGCUACUUGGAGAGAUUGUCAUGGAUCCGAUCUGGUCUGUCGAGAUCCGCCAAGAUGCUAUCGAUGUCCUGAGCAACUUUUACAGGAAUGGCGCAGGUUGGAGUCCAGAUGUUGGAGUUGAAAAGGUGAUCUUGGCGAUCAUUCGCCACAUUUCCGAGCGAGCGGAACAAUCCGUCAAGGCGCAUGCUGCGGAGUUGCUGGCGGGUUUGUCGUCUGAUGUCGUCAAUGAUCUCCCUAGGUCGUACCCUCUGAUGUCCCGCUUGUCCUUACCAGCAACAUCCCCGCUUCUGGCCAAGGCCCUCAAGAUCCCUUCCGAGGAGUACGACAUUCAUCGGCUGAGACUCCAGCGGCUCGAGGAGUAUCACCAACCUGUUUAUAUUCCUCCUCACGCCAAGGACGAUUACGAGGCAUCAGAUUCCGUAACGUGUCCGCUGAUGGACAGUGUCAUGGAGUUCCUGGCGAGCGACCGCCAGGUGUUUUUGGUUCUGGGCGAUUCAGGAGCUGGAAAAUCGACAUUCAACAGAUACUUGGAGCAUGUACUCUUGAAGGCAUACAAGCAGGGUGACUCUAUACCGCUGUUCAUCAACCUACCAGCCAUCGAGAAGCCACAGAAGGGGCUCAUCUCGGAACACCUCCAGACCAACAACUUUCUCAAGGACGACAUUCAGUACCUCAAAGAGAACCGACAGUUCACCGUCAUUUGCGAUAGCUACGAUGAAAGCCAGCUCGCAAUAAACUUGCACUCGACAAAUUCAUUCAACCGGACAGGACAAUGGAAAACAAAGAUGAUUAUCAGUUGCAGGAGUACUUACCUCAGUCACGACUACCGAGACCGAUUCCAACCGCAGCCAAUAACCGCACACAGUCCGCCAUCCCCCCAUCUCCUCCAGGAAGCCGUCAUUGUCCCCUUCUCAAGCGACCAGAUCAAUGUCUACGUCGAACAGUUUGUGCAAGAAAAAGAGGUACAUGAACUGUUUGACGGUCGACCCGUCUGGAGCGCGAAGGAGUAUCUGGACAGGCUGAGGACGACCCCGAACCUGCUGGAACUGGUCAAGAACCCAUUCAUGCUGGCUUUAUCUCUGAGGGCGUUGCCAACCGUUGUCCGUGAAAACCAUCUCAUGAAUCAGGAUGGAGUGACUCGAGAGAAGCUGUACGAGACUUUUAUCAACCAAUGGCUGGAAUCCAACAAGCGACGGUUACGAUUUAUCCAAUUGACGCCGAAGGAAAGAGAAACGCUGGAGGAGCUACUGGAAGCAGGAUUUGUCCCGUCCGCUAUUCAGUUCUUGAAGGAUCUUGCCGAAUCGAUUUAUCGGGAGCAAGGCGGAAACCACAUUGUUCAAUACGUGCACAAGAACGACAAAGAGACGUGGAAGGUCAAGUUCUUUGGACCUGAUCCAGAGACCAAGCUUCUCCGAGAUGCCAGUCCACUGACGCGCGCCGGUGUCUUGUAUCGAUUCAUUCACCGCUCUCUGUUGGAGUACUUUCGCGGCUUUGCUGAACAAGACAUUCAACAGUUCAUCAAGUCUCGUUUGCUUCACCAUGAUAGCUCUGGCCAUAAAGUCUACGUCCCCCCUCGUGCCAAGAACAAUUUCGAAAAGUCCGAUGACGACACGUUUCCUUUGAUGGAUAACGUCAAGGGUUUCCUACAGAGCGAUCGGGAGGUGUUUUUGCUGCUCGGCGACUCAGGAGCAGGAAAAACGACGUUCAGCCGAUAUUUGGAGCACACACUCUUGCAGUCAUACAAACCAGGCGGCCCUAUCCCUCUUUUCAUCGACUUGCCUAUGAUCGAUAAACCAGACCAGAACCUCAUACCCAAACACCUUGCAGCACUUUACUUUUCGGAGUACAUCAUUCAGGAAGUCAUGCAGGAUCGGCAGUUCAUUCUCAUCUGCGACGGAUAUGACGAGAGCCGCCUUUUAACCAACCUACACUGUACAAACCACUUCAAUCUCCCCGGUCAUUGUAAAGUCAAGAUGUUUAUCACUUGUAGUAGUGGCUAUCUCAAUCGGACAUACCGAGAGCGUUUUCAGCCGCAGCCAAUUGACCGAUACAGCCCACCAACCGGCGACCUCUUUCAAGAAGCCGCCCUGACUCAGUUCUCCAAACUCGACAUCCAGCUGUACGUCAAGCAGUUCGUUUCAAAGAUGCCACCUCAGUCGCCGACUCUCAUUCAUUCAGCCUGGGAAGUUGAGACCUACAUGGAAAAUUUGUACAAGAUUCCCGGGUUGAUGGGCCUAAUGUCCAAUCCACUGCUACUGUCGCUAGGCUUGAGAGCGCUACCUGGACUCAUUGAUCUCAUUGAUCCCUUGAAAGGUUCCGCCGGAGUUGUGAUUGGUCGACUCGAGGUGUAUAAUUUCGUCGUAACGGAAUGGGUGGAGCGUAGCAAAGUGCGACUGGCGGCUAUUCCGUUAUCGGAGGUGACGAUCGUGGCGUUAGAUGCUUUACUCGACGAAGGAUUCACCUCGAUGGUGAUUGAUUUUCAAAAGCAUUUGGCCAGAGCAAUCUUUCUGUAUCAAGAUGGACGCCCGGUUGUCGAGUACUCUCAUCGUCAAGACAAGGCGUCAUGGAAGGUGAAAUUUUUCGGUAUUGAUGUUGAAACGACAUUGCUCCGUGAGGCGAGUCUGCUGGUGCGUUCGGGAAAUCAAUACCGGUUCAUUCACUCCACUAUUUUGGAAUACUUUUAUAGCUUGAGUUUGAACGAUUCUCACGAUAGCGACAAUGACGAAGAGGGUGAGGACGAGGAGGACGAAGAAUGA